AUGUCUUCUCAAAAGCCCUCGUAUGUGCUCGUCACUGGCGCAACAGGGUUCAUUGGCGCCCAUGUCGUCGACAAUCUAUUGGCUCGUGGAUUCUCAGUCCGAGGCUCGACAAGAUCGAAGCAAAAGGGAGAGCAAAUGAAAGCUGCACGUCCGCAGUACGCUUCAAAGCUUGAUUUUGUCGUUGUGGAAGAUUUCACCCAAAUUGGGGUUUUCGACUCUGUAAUGGAUGGCAUUGACGCAGUCAUCCAUGUGGCGAGCCCGUUCUUCUAUGACACCACCAACAACGAGCAGGAAUUGAUUUUGCCCGCUAUCAACGGAGUCAAGUCGAUUCUCUCCGCGUCCGCCAAGCCAGGCUCAAAAGUCCAGCGCCUUGUCAUGACAUCCUCCUUCGCCUCAGUAGUCAACCCAAGCAGCACUCCAGAACCAGGUUUCACGUAUACCGCCGCAAACUGGAAUCCGCUGACAUACGAGGAGGCAAUCGAUCCGAAAUCUGACUCUGUCACCGCAUACCGCGGCUCCAAGAAGUUCGCUGAGCUCGCGGCAUGGGAGUUUGUCAAGGAGCAGAAAACCAAAUUCGAUCUGGUAACCCUCUGUCCUCCUAUGGUUUUCGGUCCGGUCGUGCACCCAGUGCCGACUGUGCAGCAGCUCAACGAGUCAAACAUGAUGCUCUGGAGUGUUGCCGCAGGUGCGGAUCCACUUCCCGGAACGCGUGUACCCGGUUGGAUUGAUGCUCGUGACCUCGCUGAGGUGCAUGUUCAGGCUUUGCUUACACCCGAAGCUGGUGGUAAAAGAUUUGUAGCUGCUUCGCCGGAGCCGUUCUCAUAUGAAUAUGCUGCGGAUAUCAUUCGUGACGAAUUCAACUGGGCAAAGGAGACUGUGACUACUAAUUAUAAGAUGGGUGAGAAGCCGAGUAGCUCUUAUGGGAUUGAUGGGGAGACUGCCGCUCAGGAGUUAGGGGUGAAAUAUCGGCCCUUCAAGGAGACUGUGGUGGAUUUGGUUGGACAGAUUCGAGAACUCGCAGUGUAA
This is a messenger RNA of Penicillium vulpinum, 1026 nucleotides long. Its product is annotated as SDR family oxidoreductase. The transcript is spliced from 3 exons. Bases 1 to 1026 code for a protein of 341 amino acids. Gene Ontology annotation, molecular function: oxidoreductase activity, acting on the CH-OH group of donors, NAD or NADP as acceptor. NCBI's taxonomy places the organism in Eukaryota, Fungi, Ascomycota, Eurotiomycetes, Eurotiales, Aspergillaceae. The record is from RefSeq and is a predicted model, not a curated record.